This is a messenger RNA of Rasamsonia emersonii CBS 393.64, 1275 nucleotides long. RefSeq names its product Glycerol-3-phosphate dehydrogenase (NAD(+)). The coding region runs from base 1 to 1275 and encodes 424 amino acids. The record is from RefSeq and is a predicted model, not a curated record. NCBI's taxonomy places the organism in Eukaryota, Fungi, Ascomycota, Eurotiomycetes, Eurotiales, Trichocomaceae. The transcript has 3 exons. Gene Ontology annotation, biological process: glycerol-3-phosphate catabolic process; carbohydrate metabolic process. Gene Ontology annotation, cellular component: nucleus; glycerol-3-phosphate dehydrogenase (FAD) complex; cytosol. Gene Ontology annotation, molecular function: glycerol-3-phosphate dehydrogenase [NAD(P)+] activity; NAD binding.
AUGGCGACGCUUUCUGCUCAUCCGCGGAAGCACAAGCAUAGCGAGCGCUCUCUGUCGCAAGGAGCUGAAUUGUUGACCUCGAUCAGGGGAACGGCUAUUUCCAAGAUUCUCGCCGAAAAUGUCGCGGAGAACAACCAUCUCUUCGAAAACACAGUGGAGAUGUGGGUGUUUGAAGAGAAGGUGGAGAUCCCCAAGGACUCCAAGCAUUACGACCCGUCGUCGCCUCUCUGCCAGGGUCCUCAAAACUUGACCGAAGUGAUCAACAAAUUCAACGAGAAUAUCAAGUAUCUUCCGGGGAUUGCUCUGCCUAAGAAUCUGCACGCCAAUCCGUCGCUGGAGGACGCGGUGAAGGACACGACGAUUCUCGUCUUUAAUGUCCCACACCAGUUCAUUAUUCGCAUCUGUGACCAGCUCCAAGGGAAAGUUCUGCCCUAUGCUCGAGGCAUAUCUUGCAUCAAGGGUGUGGACGUCAACGAGGAGGGGGUCAGCCUGUUCUCCGAGACCAUUGGCAAGAAACUGGGCAUCUAUUGCGGUGCACUCUCGGGCGCCAACAUCGCUACAGAGGUUGCCAAGGAGCUGUUUUCCGAAACCACGAUCGGUUACGAUCCUCCUCAUCUUGAUUCCAAGGCUCCAUCACCGACGCAGGGCUCGCCUUCCCAGUCGCCGGUCGACAUUAUUUCCUUUGAACACAAGGAUACAUCCGGACAGUUCUCUCAAGUGAAACUACGGCCCCUCCCUCCCGAGUAUCCUCCUAUUGAUCAUUGCCUUCUGAAGACACUCUUCCAUCGCCCCUACUUCCAUGUUAGAGUGGUCCACGAUGUCGCAGGUGUCGCUCUCGGUGGUGCCUUGAAGAACAUUGUCGCUCUGGCAGCUGGCUUUGUGGACGGUCUCGGUUGGGGUGACAACGCCAAGGCUGCUAUCAUGAGAGUCGGGCUCCUCGAGAUGGUGAAAUUCGGUAAUCAAUUCUUUGGCGCGUCCAUCAAUCCGAAGACCUUCACCGAAGAGAGCGCCGGUGUUGCGGACAUGAUCACCAGCUGCAGCGGAGGACGAAACUUCCGAUGCGCCAAGCUCAGCGUUGAGCGCAACACUCCGAUCGAGGAGAUCGAAAAGCAGGAACUCAAUGGCCAGAAGCUGCAGGGAACUCUGACAGCGUACGAGGUCAACAAGUUCCUGAAAAAGCAAGGCGUGGAGGAUGAGUAUCCCCUGUUUACUUCCGUCCAGCGCAUCCUAGAAGGGAAAAUGAAAGUCGAAGAACUGCCAAGUCGCAUUGCAUAG